Prorocentrum cordatum is the source of this 395-nucleotide messenger RNA. Lineage: Eukaryota; Dinophyceae; Prorocentrales; Prorocentraceae. The record is from the annotation of a GenBank genome assembly.
GUGUACCACGAACUCCUCGACAAGGAUGCCCGCAUGACGGAGGCUUUGAUGCAGUUCGACAAGGACGGGGACGGCCUAGUCGACACGGCAGAGAUGAUCGCGGCCAUGGACGGGCUGGACACGAGCCUGUCCAAGGCGCAGCGGGACCUGCUGGUGCACGCCGUCUUCCAGGAUGAGCGCGGGGGCAUCCCGGUCGGGGCCUUCUUCUCGCGGCUGUCCGUAGUCUUCAGACACGCGGCUGUGGCCCUGCAGCCCUCGGCGGCCCUGCAGCAGGACCGCCUCCUUGACGAGGCGCUGCAGAAGAUCUCCUCCGUCGUGUCGGCAGCGCCGCUGUCGCGGAGCCCCUCCAGUCCGGAGGGAGCCUUCUCGCCGUCCAGGCGGGCGCACACCGUCAG